AUGAGGCCACCAUAUGUGCCGUUUAUUGCAAUUGAAAAAAACACCUACAUCGACGUGGAUUUGCCGUCAUCGCUUGCUGAUGUCGCUAUAACUCUAACCGCUCAAAUUGCUGCUGCUACUGCUGCUGCUGCUGUUGCUGCUGUAAUGUGCACCAGUUCUUUUUUCCGUGUGUGCGAGUCCGCCAUUGCCACCACCGGUUGGGGAUUCGGGCAGCCGUUAGACCACGCCCGCCACGAUGGCGGUGGUUUGCUACCGCUCCACUUGGACCCGUCCGUCCAUAAUGAGCCUUCGACGCUCACUUUUAUGGCUGCACUGCAAGUGCACUUUUCUGUGGGCCUCUGUUUCAGAAAAAAAGCCUAUGUGACUUUGCGGCUGUCAUUACUGCCAUGA
Molecule: messenger RNA, 390 nt
Organism: Haemonchus placei
Lineage: Eukaryota; Metazoa; Nematoda; Chromadorea; Rhabditida; Trichostrongylidae
Source: the annotation of a GenBank genome assembly